Messenger RNA from Limanda limanda (common dab), 6119 nucleotides. It is a transcript of the gene dgke, whose product is annotated as diacylglycerol kinase, epsilon. The record is from RefSeq and is a predicted model, not a curated record. Gene Ontology annotation, molecular function: ATP-dependent diacylglycerol kinase activity. Lineage: Eukaryota; Metazoa; Chordata; Actinopteri; Pleuronectiformes; Pleuronectidae. The coding region runs from base 224 to 1951 and encodes 575 amino acids. The transcript has 11 exons.
UAGCGAGUAGCUCCCGUGUUGAGCUCCAGCUCGUUUCCUCUCUGCUCAGCGAGCAUCAAUCCUCUGGCUCCUGCGGGUGUGAGUGAACAUGGAGGAGCCGUGCUGUGCGUCCGGUGUGCGGCCGCUGAUGUCAACAGAGCUCUCCUCCUCCUCCACCUCCUUCUCCUCCUCCUCCUCCCAUCAGGUCUCCUCUCGUUAGCAUCCUCUCCGUCCAGCAGCAGUGAUGCACAGGGAGGGGGACGAGGCGCAGGACGACUGCGGCUCCCGGGAGGAGUGGACCCUGCUCUUCUGGACCUCGGUGGCCGUCAUCGUCCCGGUGGUCAUCACGCUGUGGUGCAGCACCCAGCGCUCCAAGCGGAGGACGCACAUGAAGGACUUCUUCCGCAAGAGCAAGCACGGCUGGCACUACACCGACCUGUUCACCAAGCCUACCUACUGCUGCGUCUGCUCCCAGCACAUCCUGCACGGGGCUUUCUGCGACUGCUGCGGCGUGUGCGCAGACGACCAGUGCCUGCGCAGGGCCGACCGCAGCCUGGCCUGCAAGGAGAUCAUGGGCCCGAGCAGCCCGGACGGAGCCAUGGAGCACCGCUGGGUCCGCGGGAACGUGCCCCUGGCGAGUUACUGCGCUGCGUGCAAGCAGCAGUGUGGAACCCAGCCGAAGCUCUGCGACUUCAGGUGUGUGUGGUGUCAGACCACGGUGCACGACGACUGCAUGGACAGCCUACCGGGGACCGACCUGUGUGACCUGGGCGAGUUUCACAGCCUCAUCAUCCCUCCUCACUACCUCCUCUGUGUCAACAAACUCCGCCGCAGGCAACCCGAGGAGUACAGCAAGCUGGCGUCUUCCUGCGGCAGUGGCUGGACUCCAGUGUUGGUCUUGGCUAACACGCGCAGCGGUAACAACAUGGGGGAAGCUCUGCUGGGAGAGUUUCGCUCCAUCCUUAACCCAGUGCAGGUGUUUGACCUUUCUGAGCUGGCUCCCUCUAAAGCCCUCCAGUUGUGCACCCUCCUGCCCCCCGGCAGCGUCCGGGUGCUGGUGUGUGGAGGUGAUGGCACGGUGGGCUGGGUGCUGGACGCCAUCGAUACCAUGAAGCUAAAGGGCCAAGACCAGUUUGUCCCAAGGGUGACCAUCCUGCCCCUGGGGACAGGAAAUGACCUUUCCAACACUCUGGGCUGGGGCGCUGGGUAUGCUGGGGAGAUUCCUGUGGAGCAGGUUCUCCGUAACAUCCUUGAUGCGGAGGUGGUCAAAAUGGACAGAUGGAAAGUGCAGGUGGCUUCAAAAGUCCUCUACUUCCGUAAACCAAAGGUUCUGUCCAUGAACAACUACUUCUCUGUGGGGCCCGACGCUCUGAUGGCUCUGAACUUUCACACACACCGGGAGAAAACACCGUCCUUCUUCUCCAGCCGCAUCAUCAACAAGGCCGUGUAUUUCAUGUAUGGCACCAAAGAUUGUUUAGUGCAGGAAUGUAAGGAUCUGGAUAAGAGGAUUGAGUUGGAGCUGGAUGGAGAGAGGGUGGCGCUGCCCAGUCUGGAGGGCAUCAUAGUGUGUAACAUCGGCUACUGGGGUGGAGGCUGCAGACUCUGGGAGGGUAUGGGGGAUGAACCCUGCCCACCCACAAGAUUGGAUGAUGGCCUGCUGGAGGUGGUGGGUGUGUUUGGCUCCUUCCACUGUGCUCAGAUCCAGGUCAAGCUGGCCAACCCUGUGCGGCUUGGACAAGCCCACACUGUCAGGCUGGUUCUCAAGAGCUCCAAGAUGCCCAUGCAGGUGGAUGGAGAGCCUUGGGCCCAGGGCCCCUGCACCAUCACCAUCACCCAUAAGACCCAGGCCCUCAUGCUGUAUCACAGCAGCGAGCAGACGGACGAUGACGACGAAUCCAGCUCCUCCGAGACAGAGAGCCCCACCCCUCACGACUCGCCCCGGCCUACAGGGCCAGCCUCCACUCGUGCAUGACCCACACCAAACCUCACGUGAUCUGAAGCUCUUCUUAUCUUAAGUUUUUGUCUUCUGUCUUAAACCCAGUUUCUAUUAAUCCCUCUUCUCCAAGGGCACUUGAUUGACCCCCUCUAUGAUCUUUGAAAAAAGCUUUAUCCUCGAAUCAUGUCAAUGAGAAUAUAUGUUGUAAGUUUCCUGUGUCGUCAUUUCCAAUCUUUUCAGAGAGAUUGCAGGUUGUAGAAAGAUUUCUUUGUAAGUGGGCUGAUGCAAGUUAUUCUUCAGUUCCAUCCACACUCCACUUGUCCUGUAACCCAGAGCUCAGGCAGUUCCUCUCCACAGGGGCAGUCAGUAGGAGGGGAAUGUUACAGAGAAAGAUUGCCAUUUAUUUGCACUGAUCCCUUCUGCCAUAGAUAUGUAUAGUCAGCUAUACUCUAUUUAUUAUACUGUAUUUACCAUUGAAUGCCCAGUGCAGUACUGCAGGUAUCAGUAAGCCAUUUUUAACAACUUAUCCAGGUUGAAUUGACAAAUUCCCCCCAAAGCCAUGUCUAAUUCAUCAUCAGCUGGUGGUAAUAUAGGAGUAAGGAGCACUGUUAUGGGGAGGAUUUGCUGGAGGUAGCCUACAUGCAAGUUAUUGUACAUUAAUCAUAUUUUGUUACACAAAAAAAGCACAAACAACACAGUGUUCUAGUGGGUAAAACAUCCGGUAAUUCAACAGACAGUCAAUAUUUUUUAGUGUCUCCUGCAUUUGUCACCCUGGGUAAGGCUUUGAACUGUGUCUGCAGGAUAGAAAGUUUUUAAAUCUGGAGCAAUGGCUUUGUUCCACCUGUAAUGUGUCAAUCACUGGACAUCCAUCUUGGUUUGAUUACUUCAUGAUGGUCUGUCUCAAUUAGCUCUCACCAAACUGCUGGAUUACACUUCAGUCUUCAAACUAUAUCUCGCUUACCUGUAAGAGCCACAGCAAACAGGAUGACUUGUUGGGGUUUAUUUUGAAAGUAUUGCCAAGUAACUACUGUUCAGAGGAUCCUCUUUGCCUCCAUGUAAAAGCUUCUCCGCCUGUUGACAUACUGUAUUAUGUUUUUAUAUCUGACACUGAUAAAUACCUUACAUUGCUUAGAACGUAGGCACAUACAUGAAACCAUACUGCUGACCUUAUGUUUCUGCCGAUAGUGAUAACUGCUGAUGAGAUUAUGCUGUGUCAUGUUGUUUUACAUUAUUCAAGUCGCACUCUUGUAUUUCAUUAUUUGUGUUUUACCAAAUAGUCACCACAAGGUGGUGGAUUAUUUCAAAAAGGUAUAGAGAGGUGGAGUAGAGUUGAGUUUUAGAAUUAUUAUUACACUGUUUGUAGGGCUGCACAAUAUAUCUAAAAUUAGCAAUAUCAACAUGCGCGAUUUACGUAUUGCAAAAGACUUUAACUGCGAUAAAUGGUGUUGCAUGUGUUCAUGCUCGCACUUAGACUCAGCUGACGUCUAUGACUCCCUACAGUUUCAUCGUUGAUAUGUUUGAAAUGACCCACAAUAUCAAAAGUGAUCACCACAUAAAGAUCAAUACUUUCAUCGAUUCGGUUGGCUGUGUGCAGAGCGGAUGAUAGAGACACAGAGAGGAGCAGUAAAUUACUGACCGAGCCGAUAACAACUCUAAACAUGUAGGAAAAGACCCCAAAUGAUCCCUGUGAGGACUUCGUGGUGCUGUGCAUGGCUGUGGUCAGACUGUGCCCCCUCUACCUCGGGCUGUGGAGCUGUCAGAGGUCCCUGCAGCCGUAGCCAGGUGGAAUGGAAAUAAUGCUUUUAUUUCUUUCAGUGUCUGCAUAGGCUAUUUGCUGUAUGGGGUCUAUGUUAGCAGCGAACCCAAUGCAGAAAGUCUUUAACAUGCAUUUGUUUAUUUAUUGCAAGUAAUAUCGUCAUCGCAAUAUUCAACAACUUUGAAUCGCAUGUUUUACUAAUAUCGUGCAGCCCUACUUGUUUGUACUGUUCUGGGUUCUUCAUAUGACAUAGCUCUUCUUGUUAAGUUUUAUCGUUGCGUCUGUCCUGUAGUCCACAUAAUGUGUGGUUCGGUUUGUGAAACAGCCGUCCUGUAAGGAAAAUAUUUUUGCCAUUCAAGGCGAACCUGUUUUUUCCAGAUUGCCUGUUGCUCACAGCCAUAUGAGAAAUGUUUCAGUAUAAUUUUGGUUUGUGUUUCUCAAGAACCCUGAGCCAACCUGCUGCUCAUUUGGCUGAACAGGGAUCAGUUAUUAGCCGCGUGAUGCCUAUGCUUUUGGAAAUGCACCUCUUUAGCAGGUAACCAUGUCCUGGUGUCAUCACCCUCAGUUUGUUUGGUGAAUGUCGUCUCGCUCACAGACACCAGUUUGACCUCUUACCUGAUCAUCCAUGUUUACCAGACGUGCUUGUGAUGUGUUAUUUUGCUCCAAUGUAACUGGGGUUUAUUGUCAGUUUUUUAGCCACAUCCCCAGCAUGGCUCUAGCUGGACACACUUUUUUUUUGAGUGAAAUUUCGCAAUAACUGCAGGACCACGAGCGAGCACUAAAAUCUAUAGUUAAAUUCAAACAAUCUGGAUUUAAGCCGAUAGUGAUAACUGCUGAUGAGAUUAUGCUGUGUCAUGUUGUUUUACAUUAUUCAAGUCGCACUCUUGUAUUUCAUUAUUUGUGUUUUACCAAAUAGUCACCACAAGGUGGUGGAAAUCGAAUCCUUAUGAUUUUUCUUUUCAAACACUUCGGCUCACGAUACUUCAGAAAUGUAUCAGUCUCAGCUGUAGUGUGACACUGAUGCUAGAUAGCAUACUAACAAUGCUAAAUAUUAGCAAAGUACGUCCGUACUUUGCACAUGUCACAUGACACACGUGACAGCGACAUGCUAAUCGUCCAGCUUUCAGCUCAAUUCAGAGUUGGGCCUAAAUACUGUGGUUCAUAAAAUACAGUUUAAAAUUGUGGGUAUAAUUUGCUUUGAUUUUUGUGUAAUGUGAAAUGGGUUGUAAUGGUUAUUAACCUGGAUAGAAUUAUAGCUCACUUUAAAGUUUCCUUUAAAGCUUUAUUAUCCUUCCCACAAUUUAGCUGUUUUGUUUAAAUCUACUACUCUCAAUAAUCUUUGUUUCCAGCAGCAGCAGAGGCUGUUGUACGUAAAAACACUCUGAUACACCCGCUGUACACCCGUGCCUCAAACACAGAGUAGCUGGUCAGCGCCUGGCUUUGUGCAAGCUCAGUAGCUAAACAGCAAGGAGGUGGUGGAGACCAAAACAUAGUUAAAGUGUGGUGGAUGUUUGUUAGAUAUCCAGAAACCGGACAUACAAUCAUUGCCAAUACCACUGAUAGUGCACAUGCUCUUUGUUUGCUAACAUAUUUUCUUAUCACCUUUAAUGUGUGUGGAGCAGAAAGCCAAUAGAAAACAAAACCCCUGAUCAACACAGCGUUGAGCUGAUGAAAGAUGUGCAGAAAUGCAGAUGAUAACCCUUUGGAUUUAAGUAAUAACAUGGCCUUCUCUCUGGCACUGGCAGAAUUUAUUAGCAGCAUCAUCAACAGCACCAUCCAACAAUUGUGUUUUCUGAGUCAUAAUGAUACCAAGGGUUGCUGGUGUGGCUGAUAACUGUCUGUUUAAUAUUAUUUGUUAAAACUCAGUAAAACUGUCAUUGGGCUUCUGCAUUGAAAGUCAGUUGUUCCUCACAUGUUGCUUUGUUGUGCAUAGCGAAAUGUGUUAAUUAUUGUUUGUGUAUGAUUUAGGGGGAUCUAUUGGCGGAAAUGAAAUAUAUCAUUCAUAACUAUGUUUUCUGUAGUGUAAAAAUCCCCUGAAAGAAAGUGUUGCCUAUGCCCUCACCAAUAGAUGCCACUAAACCCUGCUCCAUGAACCUUUAAAUAUUUGAAUGUUUACUUUGUUACUGUCAAAUAUCUAAAAUAAGAGAAUCUACAGUCUGAUGAGAAUGUGUCAAACAUUUUAUGAUUUCAUGUUUUCCAUGACAAGGUCUUAAGAAGCUUGAUGUGGCCUCUACUAAACACAGAUGAAAAUCCAGAGACACUGUUUCUGGGAAAUGAGAAGCUUAAUCGUGUCAAUCAUAGAUGUUUACAAAGAUGGUAUAAGAGGGUUUGCUGAAUUUGCUAAAUCACAGAUUUUGAACUGAAUGUAAUGAAGCAGUCUUUUGAGUUUGAAGACUUUCUCAUAUAUAUUUUCAUAUAUAAGCCAUGUGUGUCUGUGUUUUCAUUAAA